Molecule: messenger RNA, 1248 nt
Organism: Hordeum vulgare subsp. vulgare (domesticated barley)
Lineage: Eukaryota; Viridiplantae; Streptophyta; Magnoliopsida; Poales; Poaceae
Exons: 4
Coding region: 101-1009 (302 amino acids)
Molecular function (GO): carbohydrate binding
Source: RefSeq, a predicted model, not a curated record
AUCCCCACCGCCACCAGCUACAAAUUCAGACAGCCUAGACUAGGUAGAAGCCAUUUCAUCUACAUUACUUGGCAUUCUUCUCGAUCUCACAGAUCGACCCAUGGGCGAUCACCCCAAUUUCCGUUGUACUCCAUUCGAUGGGGGUGUGGAGAACACCGAAUUUGAGUUCAGUAGCUUGUACUUGCACCACAUUUAUUCUGGACCAUGUCAAACCCAAUCAAACAUCAUAGGUGCAGAUGCUACCACUGGGUGGGGCUCGACUGAAGUUAACAACUGGACAAUAUAUGAUGGGGUUGGGCCCUGCGCAAAGCUAGUGGCCCGUGCACAAGGGCUACAUCUCUAUGCUGGUAGUUGGCACAAUACCUUCACCCUUCGGUUUGAGAUUGAAAGGUUUAAGAAAAGCACUCUUCAGGUAAUGGGAGCAUCUGUUGAUGAAGAAGGUGAGUGGUCUAUUGUGGGCGGGACAGGUGAACUCGCGAUGGCACGUGGUGUUAUAACCAAAAAACUGCAUGCACGAACAGAUGGUGGAAACAUAAUCCAACUUACCAUUCAUGGCUUCUGCCGAAAGCUGAUGCCCACUCUCACAAAGCUUGGCCCAUGGGGUGGGGAUAGGGGGUUUGCUGUUGAUUCAGAAAGACCCUUGAAGAUAGAGAGUAUCACCAUUCUGCAUGAAGGAAUAAUUGGUUCGAUUGAAUACUCUUACAUUGACCAAAACGGUAACAAUCGCACCGCAGGUCCUUGGGGUAGUAGGAACCCCAAUCGCGCAGAGAUUGGGCUAGGCCAUGGGGAGAUGGUGACAGAAGUGUCUGGAACAUUUGGCACACAUUCAAAUGGUGAGGCUAUCAGCACACUCAAAAUUGUCACCAACAAGAAAACAUACGGACCUUAUGGACGUAUACCAGGUCCUAAACCUUUCAGAGCCGUCGCGCCACAUGGAAAAUCAAUUGUUGGCUUCUUCGGGCGUACAGAUAACAUAUUCCUCAAUGCACUUGGUGUUUACAUCGCCUAGACGGUCCAAUGCUGGUUUCCUUUGAGCCAUAUUACAUGGUUUAAUUUCAGUGUUCAUUCAAUAAAAUAAGACAGUUAGGGAUCUUUGGUUAUCUUACCUUCCUUGUAUGCAUUUGCGGGUGCUUUGUGGUCGCCAUUUAUGUUUUCUUGUGGGUUGUUAUGUUGUUUGAAUGAGAAAGUUUCAUGGGAAAUCACUUAUAUGAAAAUUUAUCCAGCUGGGCUCAUACCCCUUUCCAUUAA